CAGGUUUAGAUGAGUGCUGUUUCCAAGGCGAGAGUCUGGGAGGGAGCGUGUCCCUUUCUGACGGUAGAAGAUGCUGCUGAAUGUGGUGGAGCUCUACUAACCCUCUGGUAGAUCAGGAAGAGUGGUUAGAAUAAGUAGCUGCAGGGUGCUCCAAGUGCUGUGGAUUCUCCUCUCCCAGAGAGGAAGUACAAGCAGGCAUUGCCAGUUCCCAGACAGUGGUGGGAAGGCCUAGGGCAAAAGCUUAGAUUUCUGAGUCUCGGAGCUGUUGUGCCUCUAGCUAGAAUUGUAGUUUUGUCCCUAGCAGCCCUUUUGAGUUUCAAUCUUUCCUAGCCAUCACUGUGUCUCCUCAGCUCACGUCACGGCGGAGGGGGAAACCAAAAUCACAGCACUGGCUAUCAAACCCAGCAGCCCCACACUGAACUUCGCUCCCAGACCCAGUUCUGAUUCUUAGUUCUGGUUUUUUUAAGAGAAUGUCUGUGCUGCACCGUUUGCCACCUGGGUGGCUACUGGAUCAUCUUUCUUUCAUUAACAAGGUCAACUAUCAAAUUCAGCAGCAUCAAGAGCCUUCCUGCAGUAGAAACAAGCCCACUUCUUCUGUCGACCUGGAUUCUCUUCAGAUGGAUGGCGCAUCUCCUUCUGGAGCUCCUACUACAUGCUCUACUCCUGACUCUACUGCAGUGCCAGCCAAUGAAAUGAUCACCCAAAACUAUGCUUUCCGACCUGAGCUCUUUAAUGUCAGCAAACCUCACAUCACUUCAGCUGUUCACAAAGAAGGCCAGCAGAGUGGCCAGAAUGAGGAUUUAGUGACUGGCGCCAAGCAAGACGUCUCCAUUUCUAUUGGCAAGAAGCGUAAAAGAAGUAUGGCUUUCAAUCAAGGUGAAUUGGAUGCUAUGGAAUAUCAUACAAAGAUCAGAGAGCUGAUUUUGGGUGGAUCCUCGCAGUUAAUCCAAGAAGGUCUCAAAAGCGGUGUUCUCUGCCCAGUUGUCGAAACCCAGCAUGGAAAUAGUGGCCGCCUCCCUUUACCACUCGAUGCUUGCAACUUGUCAGAAUUAUGUGAGAUGGCAAAGCACUUGCCUUCCCUCGAUGACAUGCAUCUUCAGACGCUCCCGUUGACAGAAGAUGAUAUGUCUGUUAUAGAGCUGGAUUUAUGGUCACAGGUCAUUGAAAACAACUCUAGCUUUUCCAGAAUGAUUACUUUAAUGGGACAGAAGUACCUGCUACCACCAAACAGCAGCUUUCUCUUGUCUGACAUUUCUUGUAUGCAGCCACUUCUGAACUGUAGUAAGACGUUUGAUGUAAUUGUGAUUGAUCCACCAUGGCAGAACAAAUCAGUUAAAAGAAGUAACAGGUACAGUUGUUUAUCACCGCAGCAGAUAAAGCGCAUGCCUGUUCCUAAGCUGGCUGCUGCUGACUGUCUUGUUGUUACUUGGGUGACCAACAGGCAGAAGCACCUGUGUUUUGUGAAGGAGGAACUUUAUCCUUCGUGGUCUGUGGAAGUCAUUGCAGAAUGGUACUGGGUAAAAAUCACCCGUUCAGGGGAGUUCGUGUUCCCAUUGGAUUCUCCACACAAAAAACCUUAUGAGUGUCUUGUACUGGGGAGAUUUCGAGAAAAAACUGCUUUAGAGUUAAGAAGUACUGAAAGACUACAUCAAGCCAGGCGGGCAGUGUUUGGAAUUGUUUGCUCGGAAUUUACAGCCAGGCUGGAUGAGUUGGGGCAACGAAGUCCUCAAGUUUCAGCACGUGGAUUAUUUCAUUGCUCUGGAGUCUGGACACUGACUGUAAAAGUUGUGCUGCCUUUACCCCAGCUCCUUCGACUCAUCUCUCCUUGGACCAGCCAGUGCGUGCAGACAUAUCAACUUUUAUACCAGUGUGCUCAGAAAUGCAAUUUCCAACAAGUGGCCAAACUUUCUGUAAUUUUGAGAUGAAUUCAAUUCUACUUCAGUUGAUAUCCCACACCAUCCUAGAUUCUCUCCAAUUAAAGAGGUAAGCAAUUGGUAGAAAGACCUGCCUCUGCUGCUGAACGAAUUCAGAAAGCACGUACUGUGGACUCCAGGUCAUGGAUUUGCCUAUGGAGAUUGUUUAUUUGGUGGUAUUAAAAAAUAAAUGGUGCCGGGCGGUGGUGGCGCACGCCUUUAAUCCCAGCACUCGGGAGGCAGA
Arvicola amphibius (Eurasian water vole) is the source of this 2157-nucleotide messenger RNA. It is a transcript of the gene Mettl4, whose product is annotated as methyltransferase 4, N6-adenosine. Gene Ontology annotation, cellular component: RNA N6-methyladenosine methyltransferase complex; nucleus; cytosol. Gene Ontology annotation, molecular function: site-specific DNA-methyltransferase (adenine-specific) activity; nucleic acid binding; RNA methyltransferase activity. The transcript has 8 exons. Bases 471 to 1925 code for a protein of 484 amino acids. The record is from RefSeq and is a predicted model, not a curated record. NCBI's taxonomy places the organism in Eukaryota, Metazoa, Chordata, Mammalia, Rodentia, Cricetidae.